Priapulus caudatus is the source of this 1797-nucleotide messenger RNA. Its product is annotated as 2-oxoglutarate and iron-dependent oxygenase domain-containing protein 3-like. Lineage: Eukaryota; Metazoa; Priapulida; Priapulimorpha; Priapulimorphida; Priapulidae. The record is from RefSeq and is a predicted model, not a curated record. The transcript is spliced from 9 exons. Gene Ontology annotation, molecular function: L-ascorbic acid binding; oxidoreductase activity, acting on paired donors, with incorporation or reduction of molecular oxygen; iron ion binding. The coding region runs from base 140 to 1105 and encodes 321 amino acids. Gene Ontology annotation, cellular component: membrane.
CCUGUCAGAAGAAGCAGUACAAGCUAAAUCAAUUAACUCGUUCAAAAGCCAUGUGGAUGAAUAUGUAAGGAUGGGGGUUUAUACAAGACGGUAGUCUUCCUACUCUUCGAUCCACUCCAAACCUACAGUUGAAAUAGUGAUGGUGUCAAAGAGGAAGUCACAUGGGUUAGACAGCACAUCGGCACCUACCAAGUCUAAUGCAACACUAGACCAUGCAGGCUCUGAGAAAUGUGGGAUUUCACGCAAUGAUACACUAGCUUUGUGUAAACCCAUAGCUAUUCGUUUGACAUUCAUUGUGUCUGUCGUCGGUAUUGCACUAUGGUGCAGUGGCAGAUCAGAAGAACUAAUCACGUUUGUGAAACAACAGGAAGUUGUCAUCAAACGAGCACAGACAGUGCCUUGCUCAAAAGAUUAUGACCUAACGUUAUAUAAAGGUUGUGCACCAAAACGAUGUGGAAGAGUUGUGAUGGAUGGACUUGUCACAUCCAAGGAAGCUGAACAUCUGGUUGAAUUAGUAGAGAGUGCGCUGUCUUAUGGUGGUUCAACAGGCGGGGCAUCCAUAUUGGAUCUGCAUUCUGGAGCAAUGUCAAAGGGAAAUGGUUUUGUCAAUAUUUACAGUUAUUUAAAGAAGAAGAAAUUGGAUCAGAUAUUUACAGAUGAUGACUUCCUACUUUACACACAGAUAAAGAACCGAAUUCGACAAGCAAUCGCAACGGAGUUUGGAAUUCUGCAAGAGAACUUGUACCUUACAAAGCCGACGUUUUUCUCCCGCAUGACAAACGCAACGGCAAAGACAAUCCACGAUGAGUACUGGCACGUACACGUAGACAAGGAGACGUACGGUUCGUUCUUCUACACAUCGCUGCUCUACCUGACCAACCACAACAUCGACUAUACCGGCGGCCGCUUCAUCUUCAACGACGCAGAUGCAAACCGAACUGUGGAGCCAAGAACUGGUCGGGUCUCUUUCUUCACGUCUGGGUCCGAGAACCCACACUUUGUGGAGAAGGUGACUAGUGGAACACGCUAUGCAGUUACGGUCUCCUUUACCUGUGAUAAAGACCAAGCAAUCAGGGACCCGACAUCGGAGGCAUUUCAAGACUAGGGUGUCCUUCAGGCUUGCACAAGUAGUGAUUCGCUUACUAGUGCUAAAGAACAUUCCUGCGUGAAAUUUGUUUUUAGUUUGUCGUAAAAUGUAUUGUUAUGAUCGUGUAUUUAUGGCAUCUAUAACAAUAUUUUGGAAACCAGGGGAUAGUUUUCAUCAUAUCGUUGCAUUAUUGUGAUAAUUAAGUUUGUUGAUGAUUAUUUUAAUAAUUGUCUUUCUGACCAAUCUCGUAUUUUUUUACCACAACAAUAUACUUACUGGUAUUGCUUGUGCAACAGUGUCUAAAGUAAAGCUAACAUAUCUUAUAACACUCGUACAUCGUAAUUUCCACAAAAAUAUACGAUUGAAAUCUGUUACAUCGCGUUGACACGGUUACCUGAUGAUGCCACUUGAUUCUCACAACACCGUCCCGGUACUUUUCGAUGGCAUCUUGAAUUACGCAGUAGAGAUGUACCUCUCUAGAACCACUACGUCACACGAGAUGCAUUUUUGUCUGGUGGUUGCUUAUUGCAAGGGAAUUGUUGCUAUACGGCAGUGUCACAUUGUUAUUUGCCAUUUUAUAUACCAUAACAGCCAAAAAACCAUUGCAAUUUUUAUACUGGAGUAAUCAGUAACAUAUUUCGCUAUAUUUGUCUCAGUUGUGCAGUUGUUUAAUAUGAAAUAAUUCCUUUAAUAUAUCAGUACAAUCAGGA